CCCGCCGGCUCCGCCUUCUCCAUUCUCGGCCUGUGGCACCUCUUCAAUACCGCUGCCUCCUAUCGUCUCUCCGGUCACUCUUCCUUCUCCUCCCGCAUCUGGUUCCCUUCUCCCUUCAUCAAACACCUCGAACUCCUCCUACUUCUCCUGCUCUCCCUCGUCUCCACUACUCUCCUCCUCUUCCUCUCUCCCUCUUCCGCCCCAUCCGACCUCGAACACGCUACCAUGUUCCUUCACCUCUUCAUCUACUCCUCCGCCGCCCUUGCCGCCGACCUCCUUCCCUCCCCUUCCUCCUCCUCUAUUGCCGGCCUCCUUGCUGCAUCAGCUUUCGCUCAAGAGCUUCUUCUCCUACAUUUCCACUCCAUCGAUCAUGCCGGUCUAGAGGGACACUACCAUGGUCUCAUGCAAAUUGUUGUGGCCGCGUGUUUAGUGUCGACGGCGGCGACGGUGGGAUUUCCGACUAGUUAUGUGGCGGCGGCAGUGAGGUCGGCGGCGGUGGUGAUGCAGGGGAUGUGGUUUGUGUGUAUGGGGUUGGUACUGUGGGGUCCGAAAAGUCUUUUACCAGCGGGGUGUGCGGCAGAGGGAGGGGUGGUGCUGUGUGCUGGUGGCGAGGCGGCGGUAACAGCGGCGGCGAACGUGCAGUUUAGUUGGAUGGUCGCGGGGAUAGCAACGAUAACGGCGGCAGUUUGUUUGGUGCCCGAGGGAAACGGGGAUGAGUAUAGGAAGUUAGGGAACGAUGGGAGGAAUUCCGGCU
Messenger RNA from Phalaenopsis equestris, 754 nucleotides. RefSeq lists its product as uncharacterized. NCBI's taxonomy places the organism in Eukaryota, Viridiplantae, Streptophyta, Magnoliopsida, Asparagales, Orchidaceae. The record is from RefSeq and is a predicted model, not a curated record.